This is a messenger RNA of Orcinus orca (killer whale), 6533 nucleotides long. RefSeq names its product thyroid hormone receptor beta (gene THRB). Lineage: Eukaryota; Metazoa; Chordata; Mammalia; Artiodactyla; Delphinidae. The coding region runs from base 505 to 1890 and encodes 461 amino acids. Gene Ontology annotation, molecular function: nuclear receptor activity; zinc ion binding; RNA polymerase II cis-regulatory region sequence-specific DNA binding. The record is from RefSeq and is a predicted model, not a curated record. Gene Ontology annotation, biological process: negative regulation of transcription by RNA polymerase II; positive regulation of transcription by RNA polymerase II; thyroid hormone receptor signaling pathway. The transcript has 11 exons.
CCGGGCGAGCGGUGCGGCCCCGGCUGCGGCCGCCCCUCUGCGCCCGGGGAGUUGACAUUCUGCAGGACUCGCGCGACGUCCCGUCGCCGGCGCUCCCCGGGACCCCGCCGCCGGGAGGAGGGGGCGGAGGAGGGUGGAGACUGCGGGGCUUGGCCAAGGAAGGCGCAUAUCCUCAGGCGGGCGGCCGUGACGCGGCGGGGAUUAACUUUGCAUGAAUAAUGUGAGUGCGCUGGGGAAGGAGACCUUCUGCUCCCGGGCUCGGGCAGCGCCCGCAGGCGGCCUUCCCCGGGCAGGGGCGCCCGACCCGGCAGGCUGGAGGACACCGGUCACAUCCUACUAUCUUACCCCAGGAUACCUUACAAGACUUUGUCAAGCAUCUUGCUGAAAUAGAUCUGCGUUUUCCCUCCCAUUGGCCGUCCUGCGUGGGUACCAAGUUCCACACGGGAUUUCAUGGAUUGUCAGGAGAUGUCAGUGAAAAAAAGGGUCCGGAAUGAUUACUAACCCAUGACUCCCAACAGUAUGACAGAAAAUGGCCUUCCAGCCUGGGACAAGCCGAAGCCUUGUCCCCACGGCAAGCAGGAGUGGAAGCCUGUGGGAAUGUCUGAAGCCUGCCUGCACAGGAAGAGCCCCCCAGAGAGGCGCAGUGCAUUGAAGAAUGAACAGUCGCCCCGGCAUCUCAUCCAGGCCACCUGGACCAGCUCCAUAUUCCAUCUGGACCACGACGAUGUGAACGAUCAGAGCGUCCCUAACGCCCAGACCUUCCAAACGGAAGAGAAGAAAUGUAAAGGCUACAUCCCCAGUUACUUAGACAAGGACGAGCUAUGUGUCGUGUGUGGUGACAAAGCCACCGGCUACCACUACCGCUGCAUCACGUGUGAAGGCUGCAAGGGUUUCUUUAGAAGAACCAUUCAGAAAAAUCUCCAUCCAUCCUAUUCCUGUAAAUAUGAAGGAAAAUGUGUCAUAGACAAAGUUACAAGAAAUCAGUGCCAGGAAUGUCGCUUUAAAAAAUGCAUCUACGUUGGCAUGGCAACAGAUUUGGUCCUGGAUGACAGCAAGCGUCUGGCCAAGAGGAAGCUGAUCGAGGAGAACCGGGAGAAAAGGCGGCGGGAGGAGCUGCAGAGAUCCAUCGGUCACAAGCCCGAGCCCACCGACCAGGAGUGGGAGCUCAUCAAGACCGUCACCGAGGCCCACGUAGCCACCAACGCCCAAGGCAGCCACUGGAAGCAGAAGCGGAAGUUCCUGCCAGAAGACAUUGGACAAGCGCCAAUAGUAAACGCCCCAGAAGGUGGAAAGGUCGACUUGGAAGCCUUCAGCCAUUUUACAAAAAUCAUCACACCAGCAAUUACCAGAGUGGUGGAUUUUGCCAAAAAGUUGCCUAUGUUUUGUGAGCUGCCAUGCGAAGACCAGAUAAUCCUCCUCAAAGGCUGCUGCAUGGAGAUCAUGUCCCUUCGCGCUGCUGUGCGCUACGAUCCAGAAAGUGAGACUUUAACCUUGAACGGGGAGAUGGCGGUGACUCGGGGCCAGCUCAAAAACGGGGGUCUCGGGGUGGUGUCCGAUGCCAUCUUCGACCUGGGCAUGUCGCUGUCUUCUUUCAACCUGGAUGACACUGAAGUCGCGCUCCUUCAGGCCGUCCUGCUGAUGUCUUCAGACCGCCCAGGGCUUGCCUGUGUUGAGAGAAUAGAAAAAUACCAAGAUAGUUUCCUGCUGGCCUUUGAACACUAUAUCAAUUACCGGAAACACCACGUGACUCACUUUUGGCCAAAACUCCUGAUGAAGGUGACAGAUCUGCGGAUGAUUGGAGCCUGCCAUGCCAGCCGCUUCCUGCACAUGAAGGUGGAAUGCCCCACGGAACUCUUUCCCCCAUUGUUCUUGGAAGUGUUUGAGGAUUAGACUGACUCAUUCUCAUAAUUCCAACAGCACUGCUGGGUGUCAUUUCAUUCCAUUGCCUAGCUCUUUUUUGUUUGUUCCUUUAUUUCUCUGUGUUGGGAGGGAUUGUUUGGGGGAAAGGGGAGGUAGUCCUUGGCCUAGACAUGGAUGAAAUUGCCCCUUGAAUGCGGGUACUUGUAACUACUGCAUUUUGUUCUCCAGUCCUUUGAUGUGAAUGCUUUGGAGGUUUUACAGUUGUGGAGGUGGCAGGGGACAAUCAUUAAUUCACCAGCACCAAGCCAUCACCAGCUCCCAUCUGUCCCAGUCAGAGACUGGAGCGAGCAGAAUGGUGCGGCAGAAGACUAAAGAAGACUUAAAACCAAGACAAUAUCGUCAUCUUGAACCUAUCCUGAUUUUUGCAGCACUCAUAUUAGCACGUUGCAGACCACCUUUGGUUAGAUGUGGCUUUCAGCUUACUAGGGAAAGGUCUGAACAAAUUUUUACCUAUUCAAGAGCAUGCUGUUUUCAGCACUCUUUAUUCUCUCUUAGCAGCCUAACCUGGAAUGUAUAGGAAUAUUUGUUUCCCAACAAUUAGCUGUCCUUUCACUAUAAUUGUUACAAUCCUAUGAUUUAAUUCGAGUUAUACAAGGGCAUGACUCAAAGAUGUGCAGGUGUUUGACUGAUUCAGGCCAACUAGGAAAAUAAUUUCUUGCAGUAAGCCCAAAGAAAUUCGAAGUCUUCACGAAUGUCAGUGACUCAACAGUUUCCAAAAGUUCACCUAGUGUUACCUCAUAGUAAGAAGGCUUCUUACAGUUUAGGCUCAGAGAAAAUUCCCACAAAAAUCAAACCUAUUUUACGGUGUUGUCGCUGUUCGGUGACAUCUGACCCCUCACCUCCCAAACUCCUGAGGUUAUCCGGCCUGACUGCAUCUCUGCUGAGCCGACAACACACCUCCCUAUGGAUCAACCCUUCUGACCAAGGAGCGAUAACAAGCUGAAAUCUAAGUCUUGUUCUGGAGGGAUGCCGGGGAGAGAUUAGUGCAGUUGCGUUCUAAGUUGAAGGAAAUGCAGCGCUCUUAGAGCCUCCUCUCAUCCCGAUGCUCUGAGGUUGCUUCCUUCUGGUCUUAGAUCCUCAGGCUCUUUGCUUUACUUACAAGUGUGUCCUAGGCCCCUUUUCCCUCUGACUCUGAGGCUUGGCUCUCACCAAACAAAGCCUGGUGCGGCCACUGACCCUCUCUGUCCCUCUGAUAGCCUUGCCCUGGAAGACACUCAGCAGGAAGCACCUGUAGACCAUGCACACGAACCCUCACUCACCCUCCCUGCCCAACCAGCCUCCCCAGUGACAAACGCUGGAGUAGGGUGUGCCCAGGCGGCACAUGGUGCCCCUGGUCACUUCAAUGUCAGAAGACGGGCAAAGGAUAUACCCAUGCAAUCGAAUGUAUCUCAUUCUUCACUGGCAUGGUAGACAGAAACUAUUCCUCUGCCUGCCUUGUACUGCCUUAUCCUGGAAGUAUUUGGGAAAAUAAGCCAUAUCAGUGAAACUUGCCUAAAAACCACAUGGAUUCAUUCUUUUUUAACUAGCCCAGAAGCCAGGGUGCCUGAGUUCUAGUGUGUGCUGUCAAGUGGUAGAUGUGUGACCUUGAGUCUUGGUUUUCUCACCUGAUGAAUAGGUAGGUCAUGAACUCUAAAAUCCUUCCCGUCCUUAAUACUGUACUAGUUUGGGGGAUGGGAGAAGGGGGGAUCAGGUUCUUUUGAUGGUUUCUUUCACAUUCAAAUUUCUAACUUUAUUAGACAGAAAUUGUGGCCCUCUUAACAGUUAAGGAAAGUAUAUGUGGUGUUGAUUCAAAAUAGGAAUUUGACAUACUUCUCAUCAGUUAUUUAGAGAAAGGCAUGAUGGCUUUGGGAAAGGAAGAACAGCAUUAAAAAUCCCAAGUGUGACCAGAAAUAAUCUGGGAGGAAAAUGAUUUGUUUAAAGUGCUAAAGCAAUUAUACUGGCUUCUGGGGAGGAAAGAAAACAAGAACAGCACUAUGGAACUUGCUAACCAGAGAAAGGAAAUAGGUGGAGAGGUUGAAAUUAUGAACAUGAAGUUCACGGGCAGACUACUGGCUUUGACUUAUCUACAGUGUUUUGGUUCUGUUUUCUUAGGCAGCCUCUAGCCAGUCUCCUCAAGCCCUCAUGUUAACCUCUCAGCUCCCUCCAUUGACUCUCCUUGGAGAACUACUCUUUGAAACAUAAGCGUUUCAUCACCUUCUCUGCUCUGGGGCAACUCUGAGAAGCUUUUCAGGGUGGGGCAGGUUUUCCCUCCGAAGGGAAGGAGAGAAAAGCAAGCAGGGGGAUCCUGGAGGUUCUCCUCGGUCAGCAGAGCUCCCCAGGAAAGUCUCCUCAGUUUGUUUGACAGAGAUUCCCCAGUGCGUCAGACACCCCCAGAUUCAGUGUAGCUAACAGCCUGAUCUACAGCUGCACUGCAGUACUUUAGGGAUUAACAGGAUUGGCCACUGGCCCAGCAGUUUGGUAGAUCCACAGCCACCCAACCAGCCCCAAGUAAGUAUGUGUGACCCUUGGCUCCCUACACGAUUGCCUUAAGCAGGCAAACCCCUGAUCUAAACAUCUUGUCGAAGGCUGACUACUUUAUACUGAGUAGGACAAGCCUUCAGGUACUUCAGGUUGAAAGGAAAGGCCAUAAGGACUGAAAGCACAACCCCAGUGGUCAAGGUGACUCAUUCCUUCUGUAACUGAUUGAGGUACUUAGUGCACCUCAAGACUCCAUCCUAUAAAACUCGAUUAGGAGGGAUCUGCUCUGGAUUAUUUUAAACAUUUUUUCUUAUGUUGUCCAGACUUUCAAAUCAAAUGUGGACUGACUGAAACCCUUCCCAGCGGGGAGACAUCCCAGUAGAGGAGAACACACCGUACAACUGGGAUUCCUAUUUAUAAAUCACUUAAAUUUGGGGUGUCCGGUGUGUGUGUGUAUGUGUGUGUAUGUAUGUGUGUGUGUGUGUGUGUGUGUGUGUGUGUGUGACCCUCAAGUGUACUUUGCUCUUCAAUUAGACGUGAAGCAUUUCUAGAAAUAGUGACAAAAGUUAAGAUCUUUUCUUCUUUACGAUUCUGCUCAAAACACCACAUGCCGCCUCCGAGCUUCUGCUAGUCACAUGAGCCUCGGUCCUCAAUGGCACACUUUGCCGUGUUGCUGCCUCAGCCCUGUGAUGCCUCUCACCUGCGCCCCGAGAGACGCCUCUUCCACCUGCAGCGCGGUCAUCGGACCGCCCAGCCCGGCUCCACCCCCGCGUCGCCUCUGAGUGAACAGGGGUGCAGGCUUGGUUCCUCCUCAGCCCUAAACCCCCUCAGACCCAGCCUCCAUGAACUGCGGAUGCCCUCAAAGCAUGUCACUGUCCGUGAUACAUUUUUAUUCUAUGGACCUCUAACCCAUUCGUGUCAUGUUGACCUUUUGCUGCAUGAGUCAUAAAAUAUGAAACUGGUCUCAUGGUUUUUGAAACGUAGCCAGCAUUUGUAAGGCUAAACCUUUUUCGUAAACUGAAUUGAAGUGAAUAACCAGGCCACAGUUCCUCUUCAAAAGGAGAACGCUUACAGACAUUUGAAUCUCGUUGUCCUUUCCAAUGGCUACGGCAUCAAGGUUCUAAAAUAAGCUCGUAAUUUUUCCUGUUAUUUUAAUAAUAUGGAGAUAUUAGCAUAGUGUUUCUUUUGAUAGGGACAGACUAUAAUCCAUAUUUAAAUUUUAUAGAGAAGAAAUUUUAUUGUACUGUGAUGUAGAUAUUUAUUAUCCAGGUAAGGAUUUGCCCGGUGUGUAUUUUUUACAAUUGAAACAUUUUACUUUAAUCUUUAAAAGAAAAAUAAAAACUUUAAACACACACACACACACACACACACACACACACACACACACAGACUAAGGGAAAAAAAGGUUUGGCCUUAUCACAGAAGUUUUACUGUGCUGUACAAAUGUUUGCAAAUGCAAAAAGUGUGCAUUUCUAGUGUGUUUCUACAUUCAUUAAUGCCGCCUUCAAGAGCAAUAUCGUGCAGAUACAAUGCUGUUUGUGGCUUUCUGUUGCACAGUUAAAGCUGACCCACCUUAUGCACAAGACAAUCAGAUUUAACUCUGUCCUCCUCAGGAUGCAGAUGAUACCCAUGUACGUUACGGAGCACAAUGCAAGACAAAGGAAGACACUUUGAUUACAUGUGUAUUGCUGACAUAGAAGAUGUCAGGGCAUGCAUGAGUUGACAUUAUGCCACCCCUUUCUUUUAGUUCUUCCUAAUUGGCAUUUUUCAUCUGAUUAUAGAGCCAAAUUAGUUAUGAAGCCUUUCUUCAGAGAAAACACCUUUUAUCCCCCAUCAUGUUUUCAUGUCCUGAGAAUCAGAAAAAUUCAACAGAAUAGGAAAAGAUUUACAGUCAUCGGAAGAUUUGUUUUGCAAACGGUGUUAAGUGAUAUUGCUAGAUCGGUAAUAUUUUUUUCAGCCUAAAACUCUAUUGAAAUCUGUGAUCAAAAUGUUUUAAACUAUCCAAAAUGAAAAUUUGUAUAUUUGGGAAAAAUGGAUUUUUACAUAGCUUUUGUAUGCAGAUAUUAAAUUGUAAUUAUGACUAUAGCGGACGUAGAUAAACUCAUAAGCUACAAUUCUAAAAAAGAAAAAAAAGAAAAAGCUUAUAACGGAUAUAA